UCGGGCUAUUGGUUAAUGUUUUUGUUUUGUCGUUUCAUCGAGUAGUUGUGUACCUACUUGUAUUAAGUUUUGAUUUGUUUCUUUCUAAAUAUUUGAUUAUUUCUCUGGCUGGCUGGCUGUGUGAACUUGUUACUUAAUAUGUCGUGCAAAAGUCUUAAAUUCACAUCGUUGGACAAAGUUUACCAGAAAGGUGUAGAUGCGUAUUCCAAAGAGAGAUGGUCCGAAUGCAUUGUCCAGUUUGAAGAAAGCUUGCAUUUAUAUACUUUGCACAAAGCCGUCAUUGUUAACUGUAGGUUGAAGUGCAAGUCUGAAACUCCUAAGACUGAAAUAGAAAACAUUGAGGAUCUAAAAGUAUUUGAAUAUUUUAUUAAUGCUAGACAAUGUCUAACUCAAUGCCAGCAAAAAGGAUUCGACGAUGUUCACAUGUACAAUAAUGUAACUAAUACAGUGAUAGAAUAUUUACAGGCAAAAAAGCCAUAUUCUUACCUACACAUGUGCUAUUUCCAAAUGAAUGAUUUACCGAAAGCAGCUUCAGCUACUUACACAUAUUUAGUGGCACAUCCCGAUGACGUUGAAAUGAAAAAAAAUGUUGAUUAUUAUGUUCAGCAGCCGGAAGUGGAUGAAAAAGAAGUAACUGAUCUGGAACGUGAUGAUUACCAAGUUCUUUACAAACUUGGCAUACAGGCUUAUAACCAGAAAAAAUGGGAUGAAACAGUAUACAAUAUGGAAGAGGCUUUAUCCCAUUUCCUUUCGUGGGAAAACUCUUGCCGUGCUGAAUGUGAUCGUCAACCUGAGCAAGAGUGGUCACCAGAGUUUGCCAUAACAGUGUCAAAUAAUAUUGCCUCUGUUUUAACGUGCAGGCAAAGAUGUCAAGAAGAUGUAAAACCACGUUAUAACUCUGGCGUAGAAAUAUUGGCUGAUAUACUAAACUAUAUACAAAUAUCAUAUUAUCAUUUAGACAGAAUUGACAACGCUGCUAAAGCUGUUGCCACUUACUUAGCAUUAUUUCCGAAUGAUGAAGAUAUGCUCGAAAACAGAAUCAUUUAUAAAAGUCUCAUUGAUGAGAAGAAAUUUGUAGAAAUACCUGAUAUAAUAUACUAUUUCAAAAGAGAUAAGAAUGAAAAACAACUGCUUGAUUUUUUUCAUAAAGAAGAUAAUAGUGACCUUAAUGCCAAUACAGUAUAGACAGAUACAAAUUUUCAAGAUAAUGUAAUUUUUUCUAUUUUUGUUAAAGUUUUUAAUUUUCAAUAAUA
This is a messenger RNA of Pararge aegeria (speckled wood butterfly), 1253 nucleotides long. Its product is annotated as cartilage-associated protein-like. Gene Ontology annotation, biological process: collagen fibril organization. Gene Ontology annotation, molecular function: protein binding; collagen binding. Bases 139 to 1185 code for a protein of 348 amino acids. The transcript is spliced from 2 exons. Gene Ontology annotation, cellular component: endoplasmic reticulum. The record is from RefSeq and is a predicted model, not a curated record. Lineage: Eukaryota; Metazoa; Arthropoda; Insecta; Lepidoptera; Nymphalidae.